AUGUACGUGGAACCAUGUAGAGCUCCGAAGACCGUCACCGGGACCCGGUACCAGACCGUCACCGGGUCCCGGUACCAGACCGUCACCGGGACCCGGUACCAGACCGUCACCGGGUCCCGGUACCAGACCGUCACCGGGACCCGGUACCAGACCGUCACCGGGACCCGAUACCAGACCGUCACCGGGACCCGUUACCAGAUCGUCACCGGGACCCGGUACCAGACCGUCACCGGGACCCGAUACCAGACCGUCACCGGGACCCGGUACCAGACCGUCACUGGGACCCGUGACUGCCCGCAGGACUCGCUCACGCCGGUGCAGGAGCGGGUGCCGGGCGGGUUGAGCUGGAAAGAGACCGAGGAAUCUGCGGCCCAGCAGCCUGACGGCGUCUCCUCCUCCGUGUCCGACGCCCAACACAACAAGGACGACGAGGCCGAGUCGCUUCAGCCGGACCGCAGCGGACCGGAGGACUCCGUGGGUCACGACGACGAGGACGAGUCCGCCCAGGUCCAGAAAGCAGAGGCUGAGUUCAUAGAAACCGCUGGAGAUGACAGGAGUCCAGAAACUGGAGUGGAAGCUCGGGACGAAGAUGAGGAUGACGAUGAAGGAGGCUUCACAGGAGAGCUCGGGGAGUCCAGUGAAAACGACGGCGUUCUCUCGCGUGAAGACGCCGAGGACCUUGUCACUGACAACGACGACUCCGACCAAGACAACAGCCGGUCUGACCACAGCUCCGAGGCUCCGGCUGUGAUCGGAGCAAGGACCUCUCAGACCCUGAAGCUGAGCCGCCGGUGA
This is a messenger RNA of Salarias fasciatus (jewelled blenny), 795 nucleotides long. Its product is annotated as prostatic spermine-binding protein-like. The transcript is spliced from 5 exons. Lineage: Eukaryota; Metazoa; Chordata; Actinopteri; Blenniiformes; Blenniidae. Bases 1 to 795 code for a protein of 264 amino acids. The record is from RefSeq and is a predicted model, not a curated record.